GAAUGAACUUUCAGCAGACAGAACUAAAAAGAAGAAAAAGAGAGAACUGACUGAGGAACAGAAGCAAGAAAUUAAAGAUGCCUUUGAGUUGUUUGAUACAGACAAAGAUAGAGCAAUAAAUUAUCACGAGUUAAAGGUGGCGAUGAGAGCCUUGGGUUUUGAUGUGAAAAAAGCUGAUGUGCUGAAAAUACUUAAAGAUUAUGAUCGAGAAGCGACUGGCAAGAUCACCUUUGAAGAUUUUAAUGAAGUUGUGACAGACUGGAUAUUGGACAGAGACCCACAAGAAGAAAUACUCAAGGCAUUCAAAUUGUUUGAUGAUGAUGACUCUGGUAAAAUAAGUCUGAGAAACCUACGCCGGGUUGCAAGAGAAUUGGGUGAAAAUAUGUCUGAUGAAGAGCUGCGGGCUAUGAUUGAAGAAUUUGAUAAGGAUGGAGAUGGGGAAAUCAAUCAAGAAGAGUUCAUUGCUAUUAUGACUGGAGAUAUUUAGCAUUAGAAGAAAAGAAACGAACUCAGCACAAAAGAGAGGCAGCUUCCAUUACAGUGUUUUGUGCUUCCAUUCAUUUCUGUAGCUGGAGUAAUGCAGAAAAUUACCGUCCUCACAGGACCAAAAUAACGACAGGUUAUAUGCACUGAUAGUUCAGUAAUUUGUAUACCAUUAUAUAUUAUAACUAGAAUAAUUAUUAUAUCAUUUUAGAACAAGUAGUGCUACAUUUCAGAAUGUUCAAGUACUCAUUUGUAAAAUAGCUUUGUAUAAGAUUUCUAAAUUGUAUCAUACUGUAAGAACCUUUUGAGGUUGACUUUGUGUUAGCAUUAGCUGUGGCCUUAGUUUUGAUACAUGAAGUUUGACAAACUUCCAUUUUAAUAAAAUGUUCUUUACU
Apaloderma vittatum (bar-tailed trogon) is the source of this 878-nucleotide messenger RNA. It is a transcript of the gene CETN3, whose product is annotated as centrin, EF-hand protein, 3. Gene Ontology annotation, cellular component: microtubule organizing center. Gene Ontology annotation, biological process: spindle pole body duplication. The annotation marks the transcript as partial. Gene Ontology annotation, molecular function: calcium ion binding; microtubule binding. The record is from RefSeq and is a predicted model, not a curated record. The transcript has 4 exons. Lineage: Eukaryota; Metazoa; Chordata; Aves; Trogoniformes; Trogonidae.